GCUUGCCCCGGGAUUUGGACCAUUUAAUAACUUCUCGCGCCCGGAGGAUCGUCGGACGGCGCACGCGAUCCGCUCCUCCCUUUUGCUCCGACCGUGAAGCUGUGCCCAAGGCCGAAGACUCCCCUGGGUGUCCCCAUCGCCUCACCAGUCUCGUCUUACAAAUCUUCCAGAAAACGGUUUUCUCUUAUAAAUCCUUUUCUACCUUUCGUACUCGCAGUUCCAAGUACCCAACACUCCGUGUCUCUCUCUCGUUUUCUCUCCCAAGGGUAAAGGAAACCCCUGCGGGGGCAAAUGAAGUGCCCCUCCGUCGCGUGCCUGUGGCCCGCCUCGCCUCCGCCUCACCGGAUCACCGCUGCCGCUGCCGUUCCCGAUCCCCCCGCCCUCUACACCGGCGGAUUCGAUGGCUCCAUCGUCUGGUGGAACCUCGCCGCCCCCCACGAUAUCUGGCCGAUGGCCAUGCUCUGCGGCCACGCGGCGCCCAUCGCCGACCUGGUUACCUGCACGCCCGCCGACUCCGAACAACCGAGCCCUAACCGGGUGCCCGCGCUGUUCAGCGCCUGCGCCGACGGCGUGCUCUGCGUCUGGAGCGUCGGUAGCGGGCGUUGCCGCCGCCGCCGGAGGCUGCCACCGUGGGCGGGGACACCGUCCUUGUUAUCGCCGCUCCCUUCAUCCCCUCGUUACAUUUGUAUCGUCUGCAGCUCAUCUGAUUCCGCCGCCGGCCACCACCCGAACGUUACCGCCGGAGAUGGCGAAGCUCCGCCAAGAAGAGCGCCUAAGUGCGCGGUGGUCAUCGUGGACUCGUGUACCCUGAACGUACUUCAGACCGUUUUCCACGGGAGCUUGUCGAUUGGGCCAGUGAAGUCCAUGACAGUGGUCUUAGUAGAGGAGGAUGGGGCAAAGAAUAAACAAGAUGUGAUCUUGGUUGAUGGGAAUGGGAGAACGCAGUUCUUGGCAGUGCCGGAGGCGGAUCAUGACGGGCAAGGUGCCAAUUUUCCGCGUGGAAGCUCCUCGCCUGAUGUUGCAGCAGCCGUGUCAGGGGAGAUUUCGGGUGAAGAAGUGCAGGCGGUGGCUUUUUCAGAUGAUAGGAAGCUCUUGGCUCUCGUUUAUGGGAAUCACUGUGUGUUCAAAUGCCUAGCUGAUGGUGUUACAGUUGGUGAGAUCUCUUUACUGGGUAGUUCACUAUGCAAUGAAGACCCUUCAACAAAGGCUCAACUCAUUGGAGGCAUGUUUCUCGAGGACAAUAAUGGUGUUUGUGAAUCAGAAAUCAAGAAUUUGGCUGAAGUCUCUGUAAGGAUGUUUGCUUUGUGGAAUACAAAUGGUGCGGCAAUUGCAUACAGGAUAUCUGGUUCAGGUGAUAUGUUUGAUUUUGAAGCUCUGUGCCAAAUCCCAGACAUGACUUGCAUACUUGAUGGGAAAGCAUCUGUUCGUUUCUGUCAGUUGAAUCACUGUCUUGUUCGUGUUGAGUCAAUCUGUUUUGUAGUUAGCAAGUCAUUAAUUUGGAGACCUUAUAUCACAAAAUGGCCAGUUGAAAAAAUUGAAUCAAGGUUAGAUAAUAACUUGGGCAAGCCUUAUCCAAGCAAUUUGGUUGGUGAAGGUGGUUUUCCAGGUGAUCUGACAGGGACAGGGUCCUCCUGUUGCCAGAAUGAGGCAAAAGACAGGGCAAAGAAAAGUUCCCAGCAGAGUUGCAUUGAAGGCUCCAACAAUUCGAAUGGUCUAUGCAGCGAACCUGAAAGUAAUGGUCUUGGGUUGAGCGAACGGAUUGUAUCAUCUUCAAUGGUACUCUCUGAAGAUUUUUAUUCUCCAUAUGCUGUAGUAUAUGGUUUCUAUAGUGGCGAAAUAGAAGUACUAAGAUUUACAAAUUUGUCUCCUGAAGUGAAUUCUGAUGCCACUAGUGUUAAGUCUCAAAUUUAUCCAUACAUAUCUGAACGAUUUUUUUCAGGGCAUGCAGGUGCUGUUCUGUGCUUGGCAGCACAUCGAAUGGUUGCAUGCUCUGAAGGACAAUGUUUUCGUCAAGCAUUGAUUUCAGGAAGCAUGGAUAGUACAGUUCGUAUUUGGGAUAUGGAUACGGGCAGUCUUCUUUCAAUAAUGCACCAUCACAUAGCUCCAGUUAGGCAAAUCAUAUUGCCGCCUCCAUGGACCAACCGUCCAUGGAACAAUUGUUUUCUUUCUGUAGGGGAAGAUCACUGUGUGGCCCUUGUAUCCCUUGAGACAUUGCGUGUUGAAAGAAUGUUUCCUGGACAUCCUAGUUACCCAUCAAUGGUUGCAUGGGACACCACAAAAGGCUACAUAGCUUGUCUAUGCCGAAAUCUCCAAUCAUCAUCAGAUGCAGUUAGCGUUCUUUACCUUUGGGAUGUAAAAUCUGGUGCUCGAGAACGAAUUAUUCGGGGAACGGCUUCCCAUUCAAUGUUCGAUCAUUUCUGUAGGGGCAUCAACAAAAAUUCUCUUACUGGCAGCAUAUUGGGUGGAAUUACUUCAGCAUCAUCAUUGCUUCUUCCAGUAUUCAAAGAUGGUUCUCAAUCUCGUGUUACAAAGGGUGAGAGGGGGCUGAGUGCAGUGCUUGCAGAUGAUAAAUCUCAAAGAAGUACUGGUUCCCUUGAGCUGAAUAAUUCUUUAGCACAGAGCAGCAGGGUAAAGGUACCACUUUUAGGAGCAGUCCGUGACACCACUCAUGAGUUGGCUGGAAGCAGUUUUGCAAAGCCAGCUUCAUCACAGUGCGCUCCUCAAAAAAUAAAACAUCCUGUUAAAUGUUAUUGCCCAUUUCCUGGUAUUGCAAGUUUGAAGUUUGACCUUUCAUCUCUAAUGUCUCUGCACUUGGUGCAUAGCAGUGAUAAACAGGUUAAUACUCUCCUUUCUGACCUUGAAAUCAAAGAAUUGGCUUCUCAACAUGGAAGUUUGAGUGAUAAUUCUGAUGUGCAAGCAAGUGAAAGUCAUCCUAUAAAAGAAUCAAUCGAAGGAUCUCUACUUCGGUUCAGCUUAUGUUUUCUACACUUAUGGGAUGUCGAUCAUGAAGUAGACAAAUUACUAGUGAAUGAGAUGAAUGUCUGCAAGCCAGAAGGGUGUUACAUAGCUUCUGGUGUGCUAGGGGAUAGAGGUUCCCUAACAUUGAUGUUUCCUGGCUUGCGUGCUACUCUUGAGCUUUGGAAGGCUUCCUCAGAAUUUUGUGCUAUGAGAUCCCUGGCAUUAGUUUCUCUUGCUCAACACAUGAUCAGCUUAUCCCAUUCUGGUACAACAGCUAGCAGUGCUUUGGCAGCAUUUUAUACUCGGAAUUUUUCAGAGAAAGUUCCAGAUAUAAAGCCUCCUUUACUCCAGCUCUUAGUGAGUUUUUGGCAAGAUCCUAGCGAGCAUGUACGCAUGGCUGCACGCUCUUUAUUCCAUUGUGCAGCCCCACGUGCCAUUCCACGUCCUCUUCACAGUCAGAAAAUCAUAUCUCCUGAAGCUCCUUCAAGUCCUUUAGAUGUUACAGAGGAGAAUGUUCUUUCAAAUACAGGUGAUAUGUCUUUAAGUAACUACACAUUCUCUGAUAGGUCCAGUAACAACCUUGGCAGUGCUGAUAUUGAAACAUCCAGCAUAGUUUCCUGGAUGGAAUCAUUUGAGACUCAAGAGUGGACUUCAUGGAUUGGGGGGACAAGCCAAGAUGCAAUGGCCUCAAAUAUCAUUGUUGCAGCAGCAUUAGUGGUUUGGUACCCUAGCAUAGUAAAGGAUAUACUUGCCAAGCAGGUUGUGAACCAACUAAUUAAGUUGGUAAUGUCCAUGAAUGACCAAUACAGCUCAACUGCAGCAGAGCUUCUAGCAGAGGGUAUGGAUGGCACAUGGAAAGUAUGCUUAGGCCCUGAAAUUUCUCAUCUUGUUGGAGAUAUUUUUUUCCAGAUUGAAUGUCUCAGCGGCACACCGAAUAAUAAUGUGAUACAAAAUCCAGCAGUAGCUGUUACCAUUCGGGAGGCUUUGGUUGGGACUCUUCUGCCAAGUUUAGCAAUGGCUGAUGUUAUAGGAUUUCUAAAUGUAAUAGAAGGCCAGAUCUGGGCUACUUCCUCCGAUUCAUCUGUUCAUCUUGUAUCUCUCAAAACUCUUAUCAGAAUAGUCCGUGGGUCUCCAAAGCCUUUAGCUCCAUAUCUUGAUAAGGUAGUAAGCUAUGUUUUACAGACCAUGGACCCUAGCAACUUAGUCAUGCGCAAGGUUUGCCUUCACACCUCGAUGCUUGCUUUAAGGGAAAUUGCACGUGUAUUUCCUAUGAUUGCUCUGAAUGGGAGAGCAACACGUUUGGCCGUUGGAGAUGCUAUUGGGGAUAUUCACAGUGUUACCAUUCAUGUAUAUGAUGUAGAAAGUGUGACAAAAAUAAAGAUUCUGGAUGCAAGUGGACCUCCAGGUCUUCCAAUCUUGCUUGAAGGAGCUUCAAAUUCAAGGAUCAGUACAGCAAUAACUGCCUUGAGUUUCUCCCCAGAUGGAGAGGGGCUAGUUGCUUUCUCUGAGAAUGGACUGAUGAUUAGAUGGUGGUCUCUGGGAACGGCCUGGUGGGAGAAGCUCAGCAGAAGCCUUGUUCCUGUCCAAUGCACUAAACUCAUUUUUGUUCCUCCAUGGGAAGGAUUUUCACCUAAUUCUUCUCGAUCAAGUAUUAUGGCAAGCAUAAUAGGGCACACUAAAGGGGUCAUUGCUCAGGAUGAGGCAGUGGAGCUGGAUGAGGCAGACAAUCUGAAGCUUCUCAUUCAUAACCUUGAUCUCUCUUAUCGGCUUCAGUGGAUUGGUGGGAGGGGUGUUAAACUUACUCGGCAUGGUCAAGAUUUGGGCACAUUUCAAUUGUGAUCAAAAUUCAUUUCUACAGUUGGAAUUUACUGCCUUCUGGUUGAUGGUUGUUGCAGUGAGCACCAACUUUAGAAGAUCUGUAAGCUGGAAAAAGAUUGAUGGUACCUGUCAAAGCAUGAGGUAGGGCUUGUACAGAUACACUUAAGAUCAGUUAUCAUGAUCGGACUUCUCAUGCUAUUGCAGUUAUCAUUCUGUUGUGUCUAUUGCAUGAAAACCAAAUCCUUGUGCAAAUAUUCUUACUAUGAGAUCACAGAGUUCUUUAUAUGAGAUCUGGAUGAAAUCUCCAGUUCAUGCAA
Molecule: messenger RNA, 5093 nt
Organism: Elaeis guineensis (African oil palm)
Lineage: Eukaryota; Viridiplantae; Streptophyta; Magnoliopsida; Arecales; Arecaceae
Cellular component (GO): cytoplasm
Molecular function (GO): protein binding
Source: RefSeq, a predicted model, not a curated record